CCGCGGGGAGCGGAGCGGAGCGGAGCGGCGCCGGGCCCCGCACCGCGCUCCCCCAGCCCCGGCCCCGCUCCCCGCCCGCCAUGGCGGCGGCCGUGGACGAGAGCACCCUGCCCUCCAUCUCCACCUUCGCCAGCCUCCUGCCCCUGGAGGAGCGGCCCGCCGACAUGCUCCACAGGAUGCUGCAGCAGGACGGCCCCGCCGCCGUCAAGCGGGAGGACGACGACCUGGGCAAGUUCGUGGACUUGGAUUUCAUCCUGGCGCACACGACCAGCGGCGGGCAGGGGCCGCCGGGCGCCGGCCCGGGCCCCAACUACCCCUUGCCCGAGACCCCCGAGAGUUGCGGCACUACGUAUGAUAGCGACGGCUCGUACCCCACGCCGGGCAAGUUCCCGGCGCCCUACGCCGAGGGCCAGGGCCACAGCUACGUGGCCGAGUUGCUCACCCCGGACCUGCCGGGCCACUGCGAGCUGCAGCGGAGGGAGUACACGGAGCUGCGGGUGUCCGGCGGCCCCCACCACCCCCACGCCCUGCACCCGGCCCUGGCCCGUCCGCUGCCGCUGGACCCCGCGCAGCCCUUCGGGCCCCGCAUCAAGAAGGAGCAGCCGGAGGAGCGCGCCUGCAUGAUGGGGCUGCCCGGCGGCGACUACCUGGGGCCGGGCGGCGGCGAGCACAAGCCCCGCGUGGUGCCGGGACCGGUGCCGGGGCCGCCCCUGCCCUACCCGGGCUUCACCCACGGCCGCCUGGGCCCCCCCGAGGAGCCGCUGCCCGGCGCCGACCCCCACCUCCUGGCCGACCUGCCGCCCCACUACGCCGUGGCCCCGCACCGCUACGCGCCCCACUUCGCCCCCCAGCCGCCGCCGCAGUUUCAUGGACACUUCAGCGUCUUCAGGGAGCCCCUGAAGGGGCCGGGCCCGGGGCCGGCAGGGCUGCCCGGGCUGCUGGUCACGCCGCCCAACUCGCCGGUGCUGGAGUACUUCCCGGCCGGGCCCCCCCCCGAGGACUGCAAGCCCAAGCGCGGCCGCCGCUCGUGGGCGCGCAAGCGGACGGCCACGCACAACUGUGAAUACCCGGGCUGCGGCAAGACUUACACCAAGAGCUCCCACCUCAAGGCGCACAUGCGGACGCACACGGGUGAGAAGCCCUACCACUGCACCUGGGAAGGCUGCGGCUGGAAGUUCGCCCGCUCCGACGAGCUGACCCGUCACUACCGCAAGCACACAGGGCACCGGCCCUUCCAGUGCCACCUCUGCGAGCGGGCCUUCUCCCGCUCCGACCACCUCGCCCUCCACAUGAAGCGGCACAUGUGAGCGGCGGGCCGUGGCCGGACUCUGCCUCCCCUCAGCCGAGCGAGUCCCUGGAGCAGCUCGUGGUGUAAAUAGCAUUGGACUGGGGACAGCCCUGGCAAGCAGCCCGGCCGCCCAGCCCUCUCCGCUUGUAGUUUGUCACUAGUUUUCUCCUUCUGCCCCUCCUGUGAGAGCUGGGCCCAGCAAAGUGGUGGGGAAGGGCUGCUUUGGGGUGCAGAUGGUGGAGCAGAGCCUCAAGAAGCGUCUCCAGCCCCUGGCCCAGGCACCAUCAUUCUGCUCCUGCCUGGAGAAUCUGCUCCAAACCACGCACUGAGCACCUGGGACAGGGCAAUGGGGCUGGUGCAGCAGGGAACCUGUCCCCAAAGCUUGUACCUUAUAUUUGGCAUCAGUUUAACCUUCUCCCCCUGAUCCCAGCACCUCGUGGCUUCAGGAGCUGUGGCAACUGACUCUGGCCAGGUUUCUGCCAGAUACCCAGGUCUGCUUGGUGUGCGAGGCACAGCUCUUGGAAGCGGGUUGCUGGUCGUUUUGGUUGUGGCCAUCAGAACAAACCUCUCCUGACCCAAAAGCACAGACCGGACGGGGUGAGGGUGGACCUGACUGUGGCUCGUGGGUAUAAGGUUUGCAGGGAUUGGCAGCAAAGUGUCACCUUGCACAGGGAGAGAUGGCACUCCUGUUGCCAGCUUGGGACCCAGCCGGGGAGUAUGAUCCUGGCCGUUCCCGCAGCUCUCCAUUUGGGAGCCUAAAAUGGCUCUCCUGGCUCUUGUCUAAUUGUCUGCUUUAAUUUGUUUUGUUCUUCCCCCUCAGGAUGACACCAGGUACUGCUGCAGCUGCCUUCCCCAUGCUGUUUUUUUUUUAAAAAAAUUUGGUAUGUUAAGGACAGUGAGUCCAGCUAUAAAUGCCCAGGUCUCUGCUAUACUUGAAACUUUCUUAGAGGAAAAAGAGAACUCAAAAGAAUGAGUCUUUUUAUGUGCAGCUUCUGCAAAGCAAGUUGUAAAUUAAACAAAGCAGUAAUAUAUAAUGUUUCUGUUUUUUAAUAUAUUUUUUUUCUUCCAGCUGAGAACACAGAUGAGUCUCGGCUUUGGGAAGUGCACUGUUCCCGUCUGUGUAUAUUGUUAAUUAACAUUUCUCUGCUUGGGCACGUUAGGUCUCUCGCACUCUGAAAUGUUACUUUUCUUUAUAUGCAAACUGUUGAAAUAUUGUGAUCUGCUGUAUAAUAAAUAAACAAGAUGUCAACAUGAAA
Messenger RNA from Rhea pennata, 2544 nucleotides. RefSeq names its product Krueppel-like factor 2. The transcript has 3 exons. The record is from RefSeq and is a predicted model, not a curated record. NCBI's taxonomy places the organism in Eukaryota, Metazoa, Chordata, Aves, Rheiformes, Rheidae. Gene Ontology annotation, biological process: regulation of transcription by RNA polymerase II. Gene Ontology annotation, molecular function: DNA-binding transcription factor activity, RNA polymerase II-specific; RNA polymerase II cis-regulatory region sequence-specific DNA binding. Bases 81 to 1307 code for a protein of 408 amino acids.